This is a messenger RNA of Sitophilus oryzae (rice weevil), 2095 nucleotides long. RefSeq names its product 5'-nucleotidase domain-containing protein 3 (gene Nt5c). The record is from RefSeq and is a predicted model, not a curated record. Gene Ontology annotation, molecular function: 5'-nucleotidase activity. Lineage: Eukaryota; Metazoa; Arthropoda; Insecta; Coleoptera; Curculionidae. Bases 230 to 1774 code for a protein of 514 amino acids. The transcript is spliced from 9 exons.
AGAACAUGAUAUCUGACAAUUAGAAUAUAUGAUCCACGGUAAUAAUGUUAAUCUGUGGUUAUAACAUUGAAGGUUAAAAAAGUUAGGUUAUGUUAUGUUUUAUGGCUGCCAAAUGUGUUCGUACGAAAGGAAUUAACAAAUUAUAGCUCUAUGAGCUCUAGAAAAUAUUCCUUGUUCUUAAUAUUGAUAUAUAAACUAUUAAAUAAUCGUAUUAAAAAUAUAUAUUGUAAUGAACUUAUGUAAAAAAUUAUGUAACAAAUGUGUUUUUAAAGUCAGUAAGGGCCUUUUAAAUGAACCGGGCAAUUUAAGAAUAUGUUUGCGAUUCCAUUCAACAAAACGGCUAGAAGAGGCAUAUAAAUUAACAAAAACAAAAUGCCAAUCAAAGAAGUUGCCUCAAGAUGUUAAUCCAAGAGCUGUGUUUGCUUGUAAUGAGUUAGACUUAAAGGAAGUUAAAGUAUAUGGGUUUGAUUAUGACUACACUUUGGCAUGUUAUAAACCAUCUUUAGAGCAUCUUUUAUAUAAUUUAGGAAGACAAACUCUUAUAGAACAAUACAAGUAUCCAUCAGCUAUAUCAAAACUAGAGUACAAGCCUAAUUUUGCAGUAAGAGGAUUGCAUUAUGAUAUAGAAAAAGGAGUAUUGCUCAAAUUAGAUUCAUUUUUGCAAAUUCAAUUUGGUACAGUAUAUAGAGGCCUAACAGCCCUUACAAAUGAUGAAGUUAUUAAGUUGUACAAAAAUAGGAUCAUUCCCAUUGCAUAUGUUGAAGGACACACCAAGAAUGCUCAAUUGAUAUUACAGGAGUCACAUUCAAAGAUGGUCCAACUUGCUGACCUUUUUUCAGUUCCUGAAAUGGGUUUGCUCUGUAACGUAGCCGAAUAUUUUGAGAAGAACCAUAUUGAUUACCACCCAGAAAUUUUAUUUAGGGAUAUACAGAGCUCAAUCAAAAAUUCUCACCCAGUAAUGCAUCAGAUUGUUGGGCAAAAUGUAAAUGAAUAUAUUGAAGCCAAUGAGAAAAUAAGACCAUUUUUUGAUAGACUGGUUAAUGCUGGAAAGAAAUUGUUUUUGGUAACCAACAGUCCCUACCAUUUUGUUAAUAAAGGCAUGGAAUUACUAGUAGGUCCUGACUGGAAAGAUUAUUUUGAUGUUUUGAUAGUGCAAGCAAGGAAGCCAAAAUUUUUUACAGAGGUUUCAAGACCUAUAAGAGUCUUUGAUGAAAGAAGCGGAACACACAUAUGGGAUAGAGUUACUAAACUUGAAAAGGGAGUUAUAUAUUAUGAGGGUACAGUAAAGCAAAUGCAGGAUUUAACUGGAUGGCGAGGUCACCAAGUUUUAUAUUUUGGAGAUCAUCCUUACAGUGAUUUAGCUGAUGUUACCUUGGAGCAUGGAUGGAGAACUGGUGCCAUUAUAACUGAGCUAACACAUGAAAUAGCAACGCUGAACAACCCAGAGUUUAAGAAAAAUGCUAAUUGGCUUCAGAUGUUAACACAAUUGAUUGAAGACCACCAAGAUUGUGAAGACGCUGAAGAGCAAAAAGUUCUAGCCAAAUGGAUGGCUGAAAGAGACAAACUUAGAAGCGACAUUAAAUAUGUAUUUAACAAACAAUUUGGGAGUGUAUUUAGAACAUACCAUAAUCCAACAUAUUUUUCAAGAAGAUUGUUCAGAUUUGCAGAUAUAUACACAUCAAAUUUAACGAAUUUACUGAAUUAUUCAGUAAAUCACACUUUUUAUCCCAGAAGAGGAGUCAUGCCACACGAAUAUAUAUCUUAUUUUGUGUAAUAUUCUUAUUUUAUUCUUUUUUUUUCUAGCUUUUACAAGAAACUAUUUAUUUUUCUAACCAUUGUUAAUGAAUUUGAUGCAUGAUCAGCCAAUAAUUUAAAGUGAAGUGACAAUAACAGCAACAUGUCUAAAACAUUACUUGUGUACUUGCCAUAAUAAUUCUGAUAAUACAUUCAAUGAUGGUGUUCAAUAAGUGCCUAUGGGUUGUUAAAGUAUUCUGAUUCAAGCUACUAACCAUAGAAAAGACUUUUGGAUUAUUUGUUCAGCAAAAUUGGAAUUCUAUUGUCUAUAUUUUUUUGGUUUUUAAAAAUAAAAAUUAUU